Linum trigynum is the source of this 2642-nucleotide messenger RNA. The record is from the annotation of a GenBank genome assembly. NCBI's taxonomy places the organism in Eukaryota, Viridiplantae, Streptophyta, Magnoliopsida, Malpighiales, Linaceae.
UCCUUGCUUUCCCUUUCUAGCCAUCUCUUUCAUGAUUUGUUUCGUUUUGCUCCUGUUUUAAUUACCCACCCCAACCUUAAUUAUUAUAAACCUGAUUGCACGUAAAAUAUAUAUAAUAGUCAUACAUGCAUUAUUGCCCGCCCCUGCUGCUACUGUUUCAAACUCAUUUGUAGUAAAGGUAUUUUAUUCAAAGAGCUUCCUCCAUAAGGACUCCCUAUCAUUAGUGAUGGCCAUUUCAACCCGUUAUGCGGGUAUUACCCGACCUGACCCGUGAUGCGGUGGGUAUUACCCGAUCCGGAGUAGCGUGGGGCGGGGCAUGAGUAUCUACUUCCGACCCGCCCUGCCUCGCCCCGCCCCAUUCUAGACUCAUUUUAUCUCAAUUUCUUACAAUUUCUAUACAUAUUUCUCCUAUUUUGACUUUUCUUCAACUAGUUAGAGUCGCUCUUUCAACUUGUUAGACUCAAUUACCCAUUCUAUUAUCACUAUUUUUCAUUCUUAAAGUGUUUUUCCCUUCGUUUUAUCGUAAAAAGUAAAAUUUAUUUUUAUUUUUUUCGAAUAACAUGUAAGAGUGGGUCGACCCGACCCGCCCGUACCCGGGCGGGUUUUACCCGCCGCGCCCGUACCCGCGCGGGUUUUACCCGCCCCGCCCCGUAGUAGCGUUGGGCGGGCAUGGGAAUUAAGGUACCCGCCCCGCUCCGCCCCAUUGCCAUCACUACCUAUCAUGGGCAUACCUCCAAUGUCAUUUGCACAGAAGUGCCUAAUUAUAAGGGUUAAGAUCAAGAAUUCCGAGUCCUCCCUUCUCCUUAGGGGUUUUGUACCUUCUGCUUAUCCUGUACUCCUUACUGUACAUGGUCACUGGGCCGUGCAUGGACCGACAGGGCACGGGCUCGUUUCGGGCCCAUUUGUUUCGUGCCCGUCAGUUUUCGUGUCGUGCCGUGAAAGCCCAUUUGUUAACUUUGCUAGGCCCGGCCCAGAUCCAAGCACGGUUUGAAUCGUGUCGUGCCUAUUCGUGCUCGUGCUCUGCUAGUAUUCGUGUCUAAUAAAAAGGAAAAAAAAAUAAAAGAGAGAAUGAUAAAGAAGGUGAAAAAUUAGAUGGAGAAAGAUAGUAUUAAUCGAGAAUGUUUGAGAAAAGUAACAAAUAAGGGGGAAAAGAAAAUUAGAAGUAUAGCGGGUGUGAUUUGACAUCGUUUAAUUCUUCGUCCAUUUUUACUUAUGGUAGUAAUUACGUAUAUAUCUUUAUGACACUUCUAACAACAACAAAUAAUUAUUUUUUUACUUGUAUUUUAUAACAUUCGAACCUAUCAUUCUUUCUAUAUUUAUUUUCUAUCAAAUAAAUGUUAUUUAAUUUUGUGCCAUGACCGUUCUUAUACUCAAUAAAAUCUCAAAAAUAUUAGUCCCAACACGACACACUUAUAUACUGUGUCGUGCCCGUGCUCGUGCCCAUGAAGUUUAGGCUCGAAACGGCCCAUUAAUUAUUCGUGCUCGUGCUGGAUUGGCUCAAUUAUUUUGUGCACGUGCUCAUACCGUGUUCUAACAGUGCCAUAUCGUACUAGCCCAUGGACGGCACGCCCGGUGCCACGUACACUCCUUACCAUAUGAAGUCGCAUUGUAUUUUCUCGAUGCAAGCAACAACCGAUCAUUUUGACGCACUGUAGAGGGAGCACAUAUAGGUUGGUUGGCUAGCAAGACAAUAAUUGCUCAAAAUUAUCCUCCCUCUAAAAAACAGAUGCUUACCCUUCCAACUCGCAAGCUUUCUUUAUAGUUUGUAAUAGUAGGUUUCCAAAUUGCAGUUGGAGAAACAAACAAAGAUUUGGUCUAGUGGUAAUAUCACUAGUCUUGAACUUGGAGGUCCCAAGUUCGAAUUCUUUAAGUAGCACUUUAACAAACAAAAAAAGUAAACAAAAAUUGCAGUUGAAGAAGGUGGGGCACCAAGAGGCAGCUCGAAAUACAGCAUAGGUAAAAAAAAAUCACACUCGCACCUAAAAUUUCAGCAAGUCUUUUAAUAUUACGAACCUCGCCGACAGAGUGCAUUCGAAUUUCAUGGGGUGGGAUACGGUCACAUCCCCUAAGAGGGAUGUGAGAUUCACAUCCAAGGGCAAUUUGGGUAUGAAAAAAAAACAGAAUUUAUUAUUUAUUUAUUUUUGUAUUAAUUACAGAUUGGGAAUUAAAAACCCAGAUUAAAUACUUUUUUAAUUCAAAUCCUACAAUUAAUACGCUUAUAUCUCUCUCUCUUUCUUUUCCAGCAACCUCUUCACUCCGACCACCAAAGUUUCUCUGGCCGACGAAUUUUUCCGGUGAAAUCCUCCAAUCAGACUCGCUCCGGCCAACUGCAAAAAAACCACUCCGUCAGUGUGCUAGUGGUACUGAUUUUCAUCUAGUGGUACGCUACCAGUAGUUGUGGUACGUACUAGUGGUAGUGGUACGCUACAAAUACCACUCGUACCGCUACCAGUGAGUAGUGGUACGCUACCACUACCACUGGUACCGCUACCAGUGAAUAGUGGUACGAUAUCACUACCACUGGUAGCGUACCACUAGACAGAAAUCAGUACCACUACUCACUGGUACCGCUACAACUGAGUACUGGUACGCUACCACUACCACUGGUAGCGUACCACUAGACAUAAAUCAGUACCACUAGA